ACAAGUUUGGGGCUGUAUAUCGGCGUAGAAAUAUCGAUAGUAACCAUCCAGCUGUUUGUGGCAUUACGUGAUUUUUGUGUUUGUUAAGUUGUUAAAACCGCUUAAAAUGAAUCAAGCUGACGUUACUAAGCUGAUGUCACAGCUCCGAAUCGCAAUAAAAGCCAAAAAGCGCAACUUGAAGAAUGCAGACGGGCCGGAAGGGCGGUUGCUGAAGCUGCGGAAAACCGUAACGGCGUUGGUGAAACACGAGCGCAUUGAACUGUUCUACAAUAGAGCUGAUGAAGCCCGUGGCUACACGGAACUACUCAUAUCCAAUGCCAUACGCCAUGGGGACCGGCACGAGGCCACCAUGGAGCUGGCUAAUUAUUGGCUAUUGGAAAAGCAACUGGUGCAUAAGCUUUUCAAGGUUCUGGUUCCGCGAUAUGAGAACUAUAAUGUAUCCUAUACACGCAUGUACAAAGCUCCUCGUGACUAUCCCGGGAUUUACUACAGGCAGUCUGUGCUGGAGCUACGGGGCAAUCCUUACCCUCUGCUAACUGCGGAUCUUUCUCAAAACAGGAAUCUUCUGCACAACGUGCUCCUUGACGAGGCAAGGAAAGAGUUCAGACGUCAGAGACUGUCUGAGAAUCUAAACUAGUUUGUUUAUUUCAUUUUCUUUUUAUUAACAAUUAGUUACUCAGUUCGUCGCUUAGAAUGCAGAUAAGACUCAAAAGCCAUUUUACUACAAUGUUUAAUAUAUAAAGAGAGCCAAUUGUUAGAA
This is a messenger RNA of Drosophila ficusphila, 760 nucleotides long. RefSeq names its product 39S ribosomal protein L17, mitochondrial (gene mRpL17). The coding region runs from base 107 to 637 and encodes 176 amino acids. The transcript has 2 exons. Gene Ontology annotation, cellular component: ribosome; mitochondrial large ribosomal subunit. Lineage: Eukaryota; Metazoa; Arthropoda; Insecta; Diptera; Drosophilidae. Gene Ontology annotation, biological process: translation. Gene Ontology annotation, molecular function: structural constituent of ribosome. The record is from RefSeq and is a predicted model, not a curated record.